AUGGAGGUGGCCAAUGCACCUUUCUGCAGUACUUGCCCUAAUAGUUUAAACCUCGUUAUUGGGGUCAUCUGUUCUCGAGAAGGGAUUCUUAUCCUGGUGAACCCCCGAGUGAUAGGGUCCGAAGUCGACCACCCCUCAAAGACAGAAAACAGAGCUGAUAGCACAAAUUACACAGUGGGGUUUAUUGUUCAAGAGUUGGUGACCUGGAGAGGAGACCUCAGGUCAGAACAGAGACCUGUUGGGCUCAAGAGUCCUGCUGCUGUCCCUCACAGCCUGCCUGGAGUGUCUCCUCUGACACUGUGCAAUGUAGCAUGGCCUAGGAAGUGGGGAAAUCAGGAACUUGGAAUAUUUCCUAUCUGUGAAGAGUUGAACACCACUGGAGAAUAUCUGAGGCUGGAUACAGCUGUGACAGCCUGGCUGUCAGUAAGCACACCACAGGAUAAACCUGACCAGAUGGACAUUCGACAAAUAAUCCAGAAGGCUCUCUUGAUCACAAGGAUUCUGGAAUGUAUCAUUUCCCUGGUGGGGCUGGCAGGAAAUGCUGUGGUGCUCUGGCUCCUGGGCUUCCGCAUGCAGAGGAAUGCUUUCUCCGUCUACAUCCUCAACUUGGCAGGAGCCGAUUUUGCUUUUCUCUUCAUCUUCAUGACUGCAUGCAUUAGAUCAUUCUUUCCAGGACUACAGUUUAAAUUCUCCUACAAGAUUAAAUUUUUGCGCAACAUUUUUAGCUUUCCCUAUAUUGUAGGCCUGAGCAUUAUUACUGCCAUUAGCACUGAGCGCUGCCUGUCUGUCCUAAAGCCCAUCUGGUUCUAUAGCCACCGCCCAAAAUACUUAUCUGCUGUUGUGUGUGCCCUGCUUUGGGCCCUGUCCUUGCUCCUAAGCACCCUGAGAAUCACAUUCUGUGACUACCCGAGUGGAAUGUAUGAUGAAUAUUUGUGUGAGCUAACUGAUCUAAGCAUUGCCAUAUGGCUGGUUCUCUGCUCUGUGCUUCUAUUAGUAUCCAGCCUGGUGCUGCUGACCAGAUUGCUGUGUGGCUCCCGGAAGCUGAAGCUGACCAGGCUGUAUGUGACCAUCAGUCUCACAGUGCUGGUCUUCCUCCUCUGUGGCCUACCUUGGGGUAUCGGCUUAUUCCUCAAACCCUCAAGAAUAAUUUGGAAUGGUAUACAUGGCUUUAGAUAUAGUCUAGCAACACAGGUACUCUCCUGUGUCAACAGCUGUGCCAAUCCCAUCAUUUACUUUUUUGUUGGCUUUUAUAGGAAGCAGGAAAGACAGCAAAGAAGGCACCUCAAAAUAAUACUGCAGAGGGCUUUGCAGGACAAUCCUGAGGAUAAUGGAAUUGAAGGUCGCCCUCAGGAGACUCUGGAAAUGUCAGGAAGAAACAAUGAUUCCUAUCCCAGAGUCAUGCUGUAG
Sorex araneus (European shrew) is the source of this 1407-nucleotide messenger RNA. RefSeq names its product mas-related G-protein coupled receptor member X4-like. Lineage: Eukaryota; Metazoa; Chordata; Mammalia; Eulipotyphla; Soricidae. Gene Ontology annotation, biological process: G protein-coupled receptor signaling pathway. Gene Ontology annotation, molecular function: G protein-coupled receptor activity. The record is from RefSeq and is a predicted model, not a curated record. Gene Ontology annotation, cellular component: membrane.